This is a messenger RNA of Microcebus murinus (gray mouse lemur), 3434 nucleotides long. It is a transcript of the gene ADORA2A, whose product is annotated as adenosine A2a receptor. The record is from RefSeq and is a predicted model, not a curated record. Gene Ontology annotation, biological process: G protein-coupled adenosine receptor signaling pathway; adenylate cyclase-activating G protein-coupled receptor signaling pathway. Gene Ontology annotation, molecular function: G protein-coupled adenosine receptor activity. Gene Ontology annotation, cellular component: plasma membrane. NCBI's taxonomy places the organism in Eukaryota, Metazoa, Chordata, Mammalia, Primates, Cheirogaleidae.
CACAGUCAGGUGCUAAGUUGGCAAAAGGGAGGGUCCCCAGCCCCCAGGGGAGGGUCUGGCCCCAGGAGGUGCUGGGGGCUGCCGAAGGGAGGGGUUGGCCCUAGGGACUUGCUCAGAGGAGGUGAAGGAGCAGAGGGCUGCAGGCCUAAGGGCGGUCCCUGGUGGGGGAAGGGAAUGGAGCUGGGAUGCGGAGAUGAGCCCCCAGGGACUACUCCCUCCUGGGCAGGGUCUGGGGCUUGGGGUGGUGGGAAAGGGAAGUUUGGUGGCAGAGAGGAAGACUCUGGGUCCCUGCAGCUGGAAGGCUUGGGAUCCUGCCAGAGGCUGAGCAGGGUCCAGAUGGAGAGGAGAGCAGCUGCCCUUCAGGCCGACACAUGAAAGGCGGGACUCCGCUUUCCAGAACUACCUUAGGCCUCUGACAGGCCUUGGGGCUGCCCUCCAUGGCUCCCACCCCUGCAGGUGUGCUACUCUGCUGCUCAGGUCUUUGGCAGCUGCUGUCACCUGGAGGAGAAGCUGCCUGGGCUGGCUGGGCAGCGGCAGGGGUGCCACUUAGCUGUCUCCUCUGGUGUCUGGGCUGCAGGUGUCUGCCCGUUUGUUGCAGGGAUUCACCUCCGGUCCCUCUGGCCUCUGCAAAGCCAGAGCCAAUGGGGGCGGGGGUGGGGAUGCACUUGGUGCCCACGAUGGCCCAGAUCCCCACCUCCCUUCAGUCUCCAAGGCUGCAUUGUCACACCUGUGCCCCAUGGACCCCAGCAGUGGGUCCCUCCCACCCUCAGCACAGCUGCCCUUAGAGGCGCCCCUGGGGCCCUGCACCUAGCGCCGCCCCUGCAAGCCUCCUGCCAGCGUCCCACCCGGGCCCUGUUCUCAAGGCCAUCUAGAAACUCCCCAUGUCCCCUCUUCAGGCAGCAUAGAACCCGUCAUCCGGCAUCUGGGGGAGGUGCAGGUUCUGAGCCUUUCACGUGAUGCCAUCUCGCCGCAGCCUGUGUCUGCGCGAGGAGCCGUGUGCAGAGGGGGCCUCUUGCUCAGCUCCCAGGGAGCAUGUGCUGGAGCAGGAGCGGCCCCCAGCACCUCUGGCGAGGUCUGGCCCCUUGGAGGGGGCUGUCAGGUGCAGACAAAUGUGAGCGGGUGCUCAGGAACCCUGAAGCCGGCUGAGCCAUGGCGCCACCACUGGAGCCCCUGGAGAGGGCUUGGUUUUGGGAGACUCAGAGUCGUCUGUGAAAACGCCCCUGGAGAGCCCCCUGGCAGGAAGGGGCUUGGGGGCCUGGGCCAGGUGGGCGGCCGGGCGGCCGGGCUGCAGCUAUGGACCGUGAGCUGGCCCGGCCCGCGUCCUUGCUGAGCCUGCCGGUCUGUGGCCAUGCCCACCAUGGGCUCCUGGAUAUACAUCAUGGUAGAGCUGGCCAUUGCUGUGCUGGCCAUCCUGGGCAACGUGCUGGUGUGCUGGGCCGUGUGGAUCAACAGCAACCUGCAGAACGUCACCAACUACUUCGUGGUGUCGCUGGCGGUGGCCGACAUCGCAGUGGGCGUGCUCGCCAUCCCCUUCGCCAUCACUAUCAGCACCGGUUUCUGCGCGGCCUGCCACGGCUGCCUGUUCAUCGCCUGCUUUGUCCUGGUCCUCACACAGAGCUCCAUCUUCAGCCUCCUGGCCAUCGCCAUUGACCGCUACAUCGCCAUCCGCAUCCCACUGCGGUACAAUGGCUUGGUGACUGGCACAAGGGCCAAAGGCAUCAUUGCCAUCUGCUGGGUGCUGUCAUUUGCCAUCGGCCUGACUCCCAUGCUGGGCUGGAACAACUGCGGUCAGCCGAAGGAGGGCAAAAACCACUCGCAGGGCUGCGGGGACGGCCAAGUGGCCUGUCUCUUCGAGGACGUGGUGCCCAUGAACUACAUGGUAUAUUACAACUUUUUUGCUUGUGUACUGGUGCCCCUGCUGCUCAUGCUGGGUGUCUACUUGCGGAUCUUCCUGGCAGCCCGGCGACAGCUGAAGCAGAUGGAGAGCCAGCCGCUGCCCGGGGAGCGCACUCGGUCCACGCUGCAGAAGGAGGUCCACGCGGCCAAGUCGCUGGCCAUCAUCGUGGGGCUCUUCGCCCUCUGCUGGCUGCCCCUACACAUCAUCAACUGUUUCACCUUCUUCUGCCCGGAGUGCAGCCACGCCCCUCUCUGGCUCAUGUACCUGGCUAUCAUCCUCUCCCACACCAAUUCCGUUGUGAAUCCCUUCAUCUAUGCCUACCGCAUCCGUGAGUUCCGCCAGACCUUCCGCAAGAUCAUCCGCAGCCACGUCCUGCGGCAGCGAGAACCCUUCAAGGCAGCCGGCACCAGUGCCCGGACCUUGGCAGCUCAUGGCAGUGACGGAGAGCAGGUCAGCCUCCGCCUCAAUGGCCACCCCCCAGGGGUGUGGGCCAAUGGCAGUGCUCCCCAUCCUGAGCGGCGGCCCAAUGGCUACGCCCUGGGACUGGUCAGUGGAGGGAGUGCCCAUGAGUCCCACAGGGACACGGGUCUCUCUGACGUGGAGCUCCUUGGCCACGAGCUCAAGGACGUGUGCCCAGAGUCCCCUGGCCUAGAGGACCCCCUGGCCCAGGAUGGAGCAGGAGUGUCCUGAUGGUCCAUGGAGUUUGCCCCUUCUGAAGUAAAGGAAAUCUUUAUCUUCCUGGUUGGCUGGACCAGCCCCGUUGGGAGAAGAUAAUGGGUGUGCCGGCAGAGCCUGUGGGCGCCGGUUCCCACUUUGGACUGAGAGGAGAGAGCCCCAGGCUGGAGCAGCAUGAGGCCCAGCAACAAGGGCUGGGGUCCAAGGAAGCAGAUGUUUCAUGCUGUGAGCACCUGCACCAGGCCGGGCCACAGCUCCAGCAGCAUCUUGGCUGGGCAGGGCCCAGUCCCCUAUUCCAGAGCAUCUAGAGAUGCCACCUUGUCUCCACAGAGCAGCUGUGGCACAGCAGACUGGCCUGGCCCUGCGGCUGGGGAGUGGCUCCCACAGGCCCUCAGCUGUGCACACGUCACCCUCCCUAGACUCCUGGGGUUCAGGAGCUACUGGGCCCAGAUGUGGUAUUUGACAGUUUUUUUCCAGGAGAAGAUGUAAGUGUGAAGAAAUCCCUUUUAUUUUAUUAUCUUUCCUUCCCUGGCUGCUGGGUCUGUUGCCAGUCCUGCUGCUAACCUGGCACCAGAAUCUCUGCCCAGGGAGUCCCAGGCAGUCCUCUCCUGCUGCCAUGUACUUGUCAGUCCCAGGGCCAUCUCUUGGGGUGACAAAGCUCAAGGACAGAGAGCUGUAACGGAGCAGUGCCAGAACAUGAGCUCAGGCCCCAGGAGAGAGGUCCGGGCUGGCAGGCCAUGAGCAUGUGCGCGGGGAGCUCGGAGCUGCCCAGUUAGAGGCCCUAACUGCCUUUCCUUCUAAAGGGAAUGUGUUUUUCUGAGAUAAAAUAAAAAUGAGCCACAUUGUGUUUUAAGCUUGUCCA